AUUAUGGAACGGCACAUUGCAAAUUGUGACUCCAGUUGAUAGAUUACGAGGAGCGUGUUUUAUUUUAUUUCAGUGUGUUUAUGAAGGAUUAGUGCCUGUGUAAACUUAUUUGUGAUAUUUAAUUAAAUUAUUCAAAAAUAAAAAGGAUUAACAAUGAAAGUGAUAAUUAUUGCUACAUUCAUCGCUGCGUGCUCAUGCGCCCGACUUGACACCAACUACUUGCCUCCCGCAAGUGCUCCAAGUGCCGGUGGCGGUCCAGGCUUAGCUACUCCAGCAUUCGGUCGACCAGGAAAUAACGGAUUUGGCGGACAACAAAGUGGAUUCGGUCAACAAGGAGGAUUCGGUGGUGGAAAUCAACAAAGUGGCUACGGAGGCGGUAGCCAACAAAGCGGAUUCGGAGGUGGAGCUUCUCAAGGAAGCUUUUCCGGUGGAAGUUCACAAAGUUCGUUUGGCAGUGGUUCCCAACAAGGUGGAUUCGUUCAACAACAGCCACAACAACCUCAACAGCCACCAAUUGCUAUUUUAUCUUACGAAAAUGUAAACAAUGGCGAUGGUAGUUACAAAUUCAGUUAUGAAACUGAAAAUGGUAUUAAAGCUCAGGAACAAGGAGAACUAAAAAACAAAGGGACCGAUAAUGCUAUUCAAACAGUAUCUGGCUCCUACUCCUACACAGCUCCCGAUGGACAGGUGAUUACUGUAACUUACAUUGCUGACGAAAACGGUUUCCAACCAACAGGAGAACAUUUACCAACUCCACCACCAAUGCCAAAGGAAAUCGCUGAGUCACUUCAACUUAUCGCCGCUGCCCAAGCUCAAGGAAAUCAAGGCUAUCCAAGUGGAAACAAUAAUUAUAACGGACCACAAAACAAUGGUCAAUAUCCCAGCGCACCGGCACAAAAUGAUUACCAAAGCGCACCAGUAAACAAUGGAUAUCCAAGCGCACCAGCAAACAAUGGAUAUCCAAGUGCUCCAGCACCAGCUCGUCCCGGCAAUCAAUACGUUCCUCCAUCAAAUCAACAAAGACCAGCUGGAAAUGGCAAUUUUAAUCCACAAUCAGGAUACAAAUACUAAACGAAAACCUUCUAUAUAGACAGACAGAACAUCAACCCCAAAUCUCAUUAUUUUAUUUAAGUAUAGUUUUUAAAGAGCUUUACGAACGAUAUUUAACUGUAUACGUUAUAACUUAUAAAACAAAGAGAAAAUUACGAUGAAACAAAAUCUAGACAGUAAGUACUUUGUGGUUUCUUGGUAAUGUGUUGCACCCAAUGCGAAUUUUCAAAUUUAUUAUUUUUUUACUGAAAGAAUGGAAAGAAUGGAUAGUUUUGACUACAGAUAAACGCUUUAAAUUAUGAUUGAAAAUAGUAGUAAAUAAUCCUUGCUGAGUGCUACAUAAAAUGUCUGGAACGACAAAGUUCAUUAUCUGGUCAAUUUCAAUUAUAAAUUGAGUUUCGUUUCGAAAAGAAAUUUAUUUACGAACAUUUAUUUUACUAGUUGACGAACGAACGGUGAAGUACAAAAACUACUUCUGUUAAUAAAAAGACAAUCAAUUCAAUCGCCAUC
Messenger RNA from Bradysia coprophila, 1560 nucleotides. RefSeq lists its product as uncharacterized. Gene Ontology annotation, molecular function: structural constituent of chitin-based larval cuticle. Lineage: Eukaryota; Metazoa; Arthropoda; Insecta; Diptera; Sciaridae. The record is from RefSeq and is a predicted model, not a curated record. Gene Ontology annotation, cellular component: chitin-based extracellular matrix.